This is a messenger RNA of Truncatella angustata, 2463 nucleotides long. RefSeq lists its product as uncharacterized. The record is from RefSeq and is a predicted model, not a curated record. The coding region runs from base 1 to 2463 and encodes 820 amino acids. Lineage: Eukaryota; Fungi; Ascomycota; Sordariomycetes; Amphisphaeriales; Sporocadaceae. The transcript has 4 exons.
AUGGCUAUGGCAGAUCCUGCUGUCUACUCGACGUUAAACGCGCUCAAGCAAGCACCAACCAUAAAGCACAAGACCCACUACGAAAUAUUCGAGAACACCGACAAGAAAGCCAAGAGGCUAGAGACCCAGAUUACAACCGAUCGAGUUCCUCCGCCAGGCUAUGAAUUUGUGGCCGCAGGCAAUCCGGAACUCACAACGCUUUGCAAGGAUAUUUCGCGGGAGCAGGAUGCUAUGAUAUUCAUUGUUUCUGAUUCCAGGGACGACACUGUGUCUGCCCAAACGCAUCGCUCUGGAUGGCACUUCCGUGAGCGCAUUGUGGAUCUGGCUCGCGAGAAGCUCAUUGCGAGUGGUCACCUCAAGCCCCAGAAAAUCGCGGUGAAAGGACGCCCAGAGGCUUUACCCAAAAGCCGUGACCAAAUCUUGGAGGAAGCCGAGGCAGUGCUACGGGAUCUCUUUCCACGGAUUCCCAACAUCAGUCGUAGGGAGAUCCUAAGUCAUUCUUUCGACAAGGACAACAAGCUUUUCAACGGCAGAGAAAAGGUUGGAAUGGCCGAGGAUUUACCUCUUGCUCGACGUGUUCAGCUCGCAGCGCUCUCACAUAUUAGGCACACAAUGACAAGGUACGAUGAUCUCUUGAAAGAGGGUCAAAAAUGGGAGAAUGCUCGAAGAGCUGUAGAAAAGCCUUGUUUGGAUAUCAUAGUCAAAUGGCGAGGAGAUGAAGAGACUGGUCGCGACCAGCUAGAUGAGAUUCUUCGGGAAGUCAUUGAAAUAUCCGAUGAUGAGGACUCCGAGACAGGGGAAUCUAGCGAGGAAGAAUUGCUGCCAGGUCUUUCAACUGUCAGAAUCAGGGACGGCGUCCUUGCAGCCCAUAGUGGUGCCCGGGCUGCCAUACCAGGAUUAAUGGCCUCCACAGGUGUUGCAACCGUUCAAGCUCCCAGGCGUGAGCCUUCGAUCAUUUCUCUGACCACGUCACCGCCCAUGCAGCCUAGGAAGCUUACUAGGAAGGAGCGAAAGGCUGCGAAGCAAUCGCAACAGCGCUUCAAGCGUUAUGCCCAAGUGGCGGAAACGUUCAGACAGGACCCCCCUACCCGUGGUUCAGGGUCACCCAGGGAUGUGCAUAUGAGCAGUCAUCCUUUCACAGACCUUUCCAGACCUAGGGCCGGACAUAUGGACCCUCCCCAACCCGCAAGAUAUGUUGCGGUGUCCGGUCCACCCUCAUAUGCAGCAGGACAAUCUUAUUAUCAUGUUCCACAGGAAGCACCAAGACUACGUGGUCAGUCGCCGGUCUUCGUUCGGGUAGCUGAGGCUGUUGGACCCAAAGUUGGGUCUGGGGCCGAUCGUCCAAGUUACGGUCCAACACCCAUCUCACCUGUUCGCAACGAGUUUCAGGAUAUGUUGGUCCGCUCCAUUGAGCCGUGCUCGCCCGGUGUGCAACGCAACCGUGAGCGUUUGUCUUCAUAUCUACUUCCUUCGGAGAGUAACAGGGUCUUGGAGGCACCCCGCAUUGUAAGCCAGACAAUGGUUGAACAGCCACCGGGUCGCGCUCGCCCUAUCUCUCCUGGAUAUGCAACAACUGCUGAUGGUGCUCCUUUGAAGCGUCACCGCGUGCUUACUCACCCUAGCAGGCAGCCAGACCUGUUUUCGGGCGCUGGGUUCAUACAGGUACACAGAGAUACCGAUCGUAGGCCAAUUGGUCGAGAUCAUGCACCCGGCCAUUAUGCAGUUCCGGUCACUAGCGAGUACCAUGCCAGACCUCGAUCGCCAGCCGUAUACGUUCAAGAUGCAACACGUGCAGGCCCUAGCAACGUCAUAUACAGGCCAAGAUCGGAUCCUAUUUUUGUGGGGGAGCGGACACAUCAUCAUCAUCGCGAUGAAGGCCCUCUUAGAUCGAGAGACCAUCCGAUUAUUCUAGACAGCCCCCGCGUCACACCCAGGAACGGGGAUGCAACUCAGCACUGGGGUUUCACAGGUUAUGCUCAGCCGCCUAGGGAACGAGCUGAAGUGGCACGUGGAGUUCCUGUACCUGUGGUGCAGCGCGCUCAGGAGCGGCCGCAAGUGAUAUAUCUCGAUGAGCUGGACCCUAGAAUGCCUCGACCUCGCGAUCAUUUGCCUGAAGCUCGACAUCCUCAUAUUAUUUCGGCUGAAUCUCGCUUACCUCAGAAUGCUACGCGUUUCAAUACCGAACGGAUCUUCCGUGAUAACCAGGAACAAAUUAGGCAGCAACCCAUGGCGUACGCAGAUGCAGGGCAACAUUUUACCAUGCGAUCUGGAGAUGGACUUUCGCAUACAAUUUCGAAUGGAGAUCCUGGGUCCAGAGUCACGCUAUCCGGCAACUAUCCUGCGCAGAUUCACUACGAGCACUCACACCAUGGCGUCACUCGGGAUGCCGGGUUUGAUCGUAAUUCGGGUCAGCCGCUGUACCCAAUACUCAGGACCCAGGUCCACGAGACUGGCUAUCAUUGA